Fusarium musae is the source of this 873-nucleotide messenger RNA. RefSeq lists its product as uncharacterized. The coding region runs from base 1 to 873 and encodes 290 amino acids. The transcript has a single exon. Lineage: Eukaryota; Fungi; Ascomycota; Sordariomycetes; Hypocreales; Nectriaceae. The record is from RefSeq and is a predicted model, not a curated record.
AUGCCUAAAAGCAUUGAUCAACUGGUGGCAGGCUGCGCCAGAGGAUUUGAGCGCCUAGAACAGAAACCGAGAUACCCGACUAUCGUUAGCGUUACCAAACCUGAUGAGAUUGCGAGAUUCAAGACCUUGCUCAGUCGAUUCAAUCGUUGGACAAGAAAUGCCGAAACACACUCACUUGACCAGGCAUUACAAGACAACACGCGUAUCAAGCUCCAAGUCAUCCGGCUUUUGAGCCAUAUCCAGAGAUUACUUCGAGAUGCCCACGAUAUCACAGUCGGGGAUCAAGUACCUUGGGAUCAGGUUGACAACGACGAGGAUUCACAAUCAGACGAUGAGAGGGAAAUACUUGAAAAUCCUCCAGAAACAGAGAUGGAGCAGAUUCUGACUCAUAUAGCCGAUGCGAUUGACAAUCUAUUGUAUCUCAUUCCGCCAUUGAGAAGACGGCUGAUUAAUGUCGGAACGACCGAUGAGCCAUCACUUUUUGAGACCUUCGAUACCCAACACGUUCGUUCCAAGUAUCCCGAAAUAGAUCCUAUUGUAGCAGAGCGUCUCGGAAAGGCUAUUUCAGCUAGGCGGCAACUCUUGAAGCUCAUGCAAGACAAUCAGAGUUACUACUUUCAUAGUCGCAAAAUACCUAUACCAGAAUUGGAACUCCUUGCGGAGCAGAUUACACCGGAAGACCCGACACACACAAACAAUAAAGGUAACGAGGUCGGCCUUGAGAUUUCCUCUGUCACCUCAUGUUCGGCUGAAGAUGAUGGGCGAGCAAGUCGGGUCCCUGUCCUGCCCCAAGAAGCUACACAAGGUAAUUCAUUCCGCUGCGUGUAUUGCCAGGUCAUCAUAAAUGUAUCGUCCAAAGUUGAAUGGAAGUAA